CACACAACGAUAUUAUCGGUCAUUUGCGAAAACCGACCAUUGGUCAUUGAUACCGGAACGAUAAGAAUAUCGUCCGGUACUGGUCGUCUGUCCGAUAUGCGCGCCGGUAUCGCCGCAUUGGAACGACGUUUUAUCGGAUCGGUGUCAAUACGAAAACCGUCCAUUUAAAACCACACGAUUUUAUUUCGACCGACAGUAUCGAUGGUAUCGGUGAGUGUGAACACGCCCCAAGUCGUGUACCGCUUAUCGAUAGUAGCAAUCGUGGAAAAAAGAUUGUAAAGCGUUACUGGAACGACGAAUAAGAUUAUCCGGAUUAAUGAAAAUUGUGCAUUUUCGGAAUUAUUUUGCGUAUUUCGGUAACGAAUAAUAUUAUUUGAUAGUUAUUAUUCGUCGCCGCCCGUCACUAAUUAGUAAUUGGUCCGCGGUACAUUAGUACGGUGGUGCGUGCCGUCCUGUUUAGAAGUAUUGGAGUACUGGUCGUUUCUUUCAUCUGCGUGUUUAUGUUUGUCUCCUUUUUUUUUUUUUUUUCCGCUCUGAAGUCGAAGGAUUAAUUUAAUUUUCACACUGAAUAUUAUAUAAAUAAUUCACCCAAACCGUACUUUUUUUUAGCCUUACAAGCCAUUUUUAUGCAUGAGGAAUUAGUCAAUUGUUAACCUAUUAAUAAUAUAAAUAUGUGUUCAUACUAUCAGUUAAUGUUCGUACUUUACACUUUGCUAGCGAACGUUUUGACGUUGUAUUUAUUUACCGAUUAUUAUUUAAAUAUAAUUCUGGACAAGUACGUAAAAGAUGAUCACGUUGAAAACAAAUAUUUCGAUCACAUUGUUGGUAAAUAAUAUUAAAUUUUUUUUAUAAAUUAAAUAUGAGUGCUAUAAUUUUAUAAUUAAAUAAAGUAUUAUAACUCAUUUUACAAGUAUAAAAAAUAUUAUGUUUUAUAAAUUAAUGUGCGAGAUAGUUGUUUAGAUUUUAGAGAAAUAAAAAAAAAAAAAAGUUUAUUUAUAUAUACUUAAAUUUUGGCCGCCAUACCACCAUCAUGAAAUAAUCAUGAUUAAACAAUAACGUUAUUUAGCUGUGGAAAUAACGACCAAAUGAGGUACACAGCAGAAAAUUAUAAAAAAAUUAAUCUCAACAAAAACAUGUGUACAUUAAACAAACGAAAACUUAUCAGUUUCUGUAGGAUACUAUGAUUAUCUUGUAGCCAGUGUUUUAAAAUUCUAUAAAUAAUAUUGAUUUUGAAGGUAUAUAAGUAUAAAAUAAUUACUCAAAACCACCUACUUUAUUAAACAAUAUAGUUCUAAAUGAUAAAUAAAAAGUAGAAUUAUAUGAUCAAUUAAUUAAUUAAUUUAGGUACCUAUCCCUAGAAAAAUAUUUUAUAAAUUGCACUUUUUUUACAAAAUUUUACUGACCAACAAAUAUCGUAGUUAUAUAUUUAAAUAUGUAAUAAAAAAGCUUACAAUACGUACUAAAAAAAAAAAAAAAAAAGAAUUUAGUAAUUACUAAUUACAAUGCUGAUGUUGAUUGAAAGAGGUAUUUUUAAAAUUUUAAUUGUAUUUAGAUGGUAGUAGUUAAGUAUAAAAUAUUAGAAUAAAUUUUUUUUUUUUUGUUUAAGUAUAUGUAUAUAAUUUUAAAUUAAUACAUUUUCUAUUUAAAAUUUCUUGGAUACAGGAAUAAAUAGCUUCUAAAAAAUACUUUUGUUUUGUCCAAAUAUACUAUGUGCAUUAGUUGAAAUGAUACCAAACCAGAACAGGGGGCACCAAAAGGUGGAUGUAGAUAAUUUUUUUGGAAAAAGUACUACCAAGAAUAUAAAAUAAGUAGUUAUCAUUAGUUACCUAUACGUAAUUAUGUAACUUAACUCUAGGUUUUUUAUAAUUUCAAAGGCUUCACAAAAACAUUAAUACUUACUUAAUACUGUUAAGGACUGUGUGAUCUAUGUGGAACAAUGGCUAAUACAUAUUGAGACUAUAAGUAACUAGCCUAAAACGUUAAAAUAUUUAUAAAUGUUUUGUUGUUUUUAUUACUUAGCAAAGUUCAAAUUACUAAAGCAAAUGAAAAUCAAAUAAUUUUGACAACACUUUUUAUUCUUAAAUAUAUAUAUAUAUAUAUAUAUAUAGGUAAUUAAAAAUUAUCAAAUAAUACAUGACAAAAUAUUCCAUCUUAUUAAUUGUAAUAAUAGUAUAAAAUAUUUUAAAAUCAUAAUCUUGGGUAUUAAAAUGAAUAUGCUAAAAAAAAAUAUUCAAUUUAAUAUGUUUUAAGUAUGUGUAUAAGUAUUAUUAUGUUAUUUAAUAUAUAUUAUAACUAGGUACCUACUUAUUUUCUUUUUUAUUAGAUAUUUAAAUUUCAUCGAUAUUAAUAAUAAUUACCUAUACAUAUUUAAUCCCGAUCAACAUAUACAAUACGAAUAUUCAAUUCAGAUUUCAAAACAUAAACAACAAAACUGUACUAGUAACUAGUAAUAGGUAAUGUAAUAUAUGGUAUAAACAAUUAUAAAGUUGAUUACUUAUUACUAUUUUCCAAAAAAUAAUAGGAUUUAAUAAUAGAAUUUUUUAAACAUUGAACAAAUAAAAAUGAAUUGUAUUUUAUUUUUAAAUUUUCAUGGGAUACAUGGAAACCUACUGACUAAUUUUGUUAGUAAUACAUCUGUAUUUAAUGAACAUUUUAGUUGGAGGAGGAACAGCAGGCAUUAUUGUAGCUUCACGUUUAGCAGAAAAUAAAGCUCAUCGCGUUUUAUUAAUAGAAGCUGGACCUCAAAUAUCAUUUUUACAUGAUAUACCUAUUAUCACAUCAAUUUUUCAAAAAUCGGUAAUCGAUUGGCAACACCAAACCGAAUCACAAUUCAAUGCAUGUUUCGCAAUGAAAAAUAAUGUAUGGAAUACAAAUUAAUUACCACAUUAAAGAAAUAAUAAAUCUUUAAAUUAUCAUUAUCAUUAAUUUUAAACUGGUCUAAACAAUUUAUGAUUUCUUGUUUCAAGUCUAGUCAAUGGCCUACAGGAAAAGUCUUGGGUGGCAGUAGUCGCAUCAAUUUCAAUAUUCAUUUAAGAGGGCAUAUUUCUACUGAUUAUUUAUCAUGGCAAUCUGGACAUGAAUGGACUAAAGAAGAUGUUCUUUACUAUUUCAAAAAAUAUGAAAACUCUGGUACUUAUAACAUUAAUUAUACAUAUAUUAAAAAAAUAUACAACAGUAGUAAGGCUUACUUGGUAACUUAUCACUAAGCAUUUGAUUUUAUACAAACAAAUGAUAAAAAUCCACAACAUAUAAUAAAAAUAAUAAUAAAAUAUAAAAAUCCUACAACCAGGAUCACCCAAUAAAAAACAAUUCUUCAGUCAUCAACCAGCACACGUGACACCAAUUGCAGCAGCCAUACUUGAAGCUGCUAACGAAUUGGGCUAUAAUACAUCAUUAAAUAUGAACAAUGAUAAUUUUCAAUUAUCUAGACAAGAUGGCGGAAGUUUUUCAUUGACACCAGUGACAAUAAGAGCAGGUGCUAGAUUAAGUGCUGAACAUCUAUAUUUAAAAACAAAAAGAAAAAAAAAUUUAACCAUCCUCACAAAUGCACAAGUUACAAAGGUGAUAUACAAAUACAGUUUUAUUUCAUUAAAGGGCCAUUUGCCAACAGUUUUCAGCUCAAAAAUAUGCCUUACAGGGAAAACUCUCAUACUUUGUAGAUUAGUCUGAUUUAAAUGAUUAUUUUUUGGAUAGAAAAGGAAGACUUACUACAAAUUGCUUUGAACUUUUUUUAGUUUGAACCAUUUUUUGAAAUCAAAUGAAAAAUCUAAGUUUAAUGUGGUUUGUAGAAUGUUUAUCAAUUUAAGUAUAUUUAUGUUGACAAUAUUCCUAGGAAGUCAUUUUCGUCAAAAAAAACUGACCAUACCUCUUCUCCUUAAAUGGGUAUAGGUGGAAAAGUCUUAUCUUUAAGGUGACCAUUAAUAAAAUAUUGAAAAUAAUUUUAAUUACAAAAUUGAAGAAAAUUUGGAAACUGGCACCAGACCUAUAGUUUUAAUAUCAAAUAGUAUUAUUAUCUUUUAAUUAAAGUAGGUGCUGUUUAAAAACAAUUAUGAAGCAAAUGGAGUGGAAUAUAAUAAAUUUAAUCGUGUUUUCAAAGUUUACGCAUUAAAAUCUGUGGUCAUAUCAGCAGGAACAUUGAAUACACCAAAAAUUCUAAUGUUGAGUGGUAUAGGUCCAACACGUAAACUUACACCACUGAAAGUAAACCUUUACUAUAAAACUAUUAAACAUUAGUACGUUUUAAAAAUUUAGUUAUUAAUAUCUGUGUAUAGAUUCCAGUGAUUGCUGAUUUAGAAGUGGGAGAAAACUUACAAGAUCACAUAAUUACUGGAUUAGAUAUGAUAACAUUAGCAAAUACAUUGGGAUUAUCUUUUAACGACUUUGUUUCACCAAUAAAUAUUUACAAAUAUUUCUUUAAAGGAACUGGUAAGAUUGACAAAUGAAAUUUUAAAUAAAUCAACUUAGGGCUGUAAAGUAUUGGUUUUGCCAGUUUUAGGCAAAUUGGUGCUAAUGGUUUAUUUUAAGAAUGGCCCUUAAUAAAUUAAAUAUCUUCAGGUGUUUGGACACAUCCAGGAUGUGAAGCAAUUGGUUUGUUACGAAUACCAUCAGAUAAUAAAAAUUGUUCUGCAUCAUCUCCAGAUUUACAAUUUAUGCUUUUACCUUUUGGUGUAUCAUCCGAUGCAGGAGCAGUAUAUUUAAAUAAUGUGAAUUUAAAAAAUCAUGUAUGUGUUUCUAAAUAUUUUUAAUGAUAAAUAAUAAAAUAGAAUUUUUUUUAUUUUUUUUUUUAGUUAUGGGAUGAAUAUUUUCAACCUCUUAUAGAACAUCAAGUUAUUACAUUAGCACCUGUAUUAUUACAUCCCAAAAGCAGGGGAUAUGUGACAUUAGAUAUUAAUCAUAAAAUUAUUGUUCAACCAAAUUAUUUACAAAAAUCAGAGGAUAUUCAUGUAUUAAUUCAUGGUAUGAAAUUGGUGAAUAAAUUUACCAAAACAAAAGCAUUAUUAAAAUUUGGUGCCAAGUUUAAUACAAAACAUUUUCCUGGUUGUAAAAACCAUGAAUUUGGAUCAACCAAUUAUUGGGAAUGUUAUAUUAAGCAUAUGACAAUGACUUCUUAUCAUCCUGUUGGAACAUGUAAAAUGGGAAGUAUCAAUGAAAACAGCGUAGUGGACCAUUCAUUGCGGUAGGCACAUUAUAUUGAAAUCAAUUUAACUUAAAAUUAUUUGUUUAUAUCACUAUCACUAUAGUUAUUAUUAUAAAAAUAAUUUUAUUAAGUUUUAUUAGAUUCGGAGCGUAUGUUUGGAUAUGUUCAACUUAUGUUUUCUACCAGAAAUAUUACUCAAAUAAAAAUGACAAGAAAUCAGUUUUUGUUUCUUUUAACACAUAGCCGCUGACAGAGAAAAUUGUUUUUUAAUAUCUCAAAUAUUUUUAUUAAUAAUUGGUAAUUAAUAAGUUAAAAUCAAAUUUUGAAGAAACUUAUAAUUAUUAUGUCCUUUCAAAACAUGUAUAACCGAACUUCGCUCCGAAUCGUUAUUUGUUAUCAAUGGAUUAUCAUUUGUCACAAGUAUAAAUUAAAUAAUUGUAUGUAUCCCACCUUCCCUACUAUACAUCAAUAACAGUGGCUGUACCCGUUCCCAGUAUCAACUUUCAAUUUUUUUUUUUUUUAGAGUACAUAAAUUAAACAAAUUAUAUGUGGUUGAUGCAUCUAUAAUGCCUUCUAUGCCCAGUGGCAAUACAAAUGCUGUUGUUGCAAUGAUAGCUGAAAAAGGAGCUGAUCUCAUAAAAAAAGAUUGUUAUGAAAAACUUAAAAAAUGUAAAAUCACAGAAUUGUUUUAUGGUUCACGUAUUUUAAAUAUUUCUUAAUUUGUUUUCGUAACCACUAUUUUUUGAUUUUUAUAAAUGUUUAUAAUAUAAACAUUUAUAGUGUGUAUAAUAUAUUAAACACUAAAUGUAUACUCUUGUUUGAAAUAAUAUAAUGAAAAUAAAAAUAAAAUGAAUUUUUUUUACCUUUUUUUUUUUAAGAAAGCUGAACAAUUAAUGUUCAGAAGUUUCAAGAGUUUCAACUGUUUUUCCACGUUUUUUGUGUCGCCAGCUCGUACCUGUAUUUGGUCGUCUGAUAGCUGAUUUUUGUAAGCUGCUAAAUGGCUGGUCGAACACCCAAGUAGGUAUAUUAGAGAAUUCCGUACGAGGAAAUUUAUAACAAUUAGUAAAGUAUUUAACAAAUGUUAUUUCAUUUGAUAAACAUUGCAUGGAUGUCCAUGUAUGGUAUACUAGUAAUGGAAACCGGGUGGUCCAAUAUUCUAAAAAUGUAUCUGGAAUAUCACCCAAUAAUUUCUGAGUAUCUAAGGACAGUUCUCGAAAAUGAUGUUUCUAAAAAUAAUAUAAAUUACAAAAUUGAAUUAUUAUAUUUAUUUAAUGUUAGUAAUACUAACUUUAUUUCGAAAUGCUCUCAACAAGUCCCUUAUACUAUCUGUUCUGUAUGUUCGGUAUUUCCUUAAUUCUGAAGUUAUUACUGGAUCAAUUUGAUCGUGCCAGCCAUCCCUUCCAAAAACUCCAUCACCUCCUUUUUCAAGUUCAAGCAUUACAGGGCUCGUUGAAAGUUCUUUUUCGACACGAUCACUAACAUCCUACAAGUAUAAAUAUAUAGAGAUUGCUUGCAAUGUAUUUAAAUAAAAAUAAAUACUUGAAGAAAAGAUAGUAACGUAGAGCUGUCCCAAAAUGCUGGAUAAUAACGAACAGCAGAAGCAGUGGGUCUAUCUUCGGGAUUUCGACUUAUCAUGACAGAUAUCAAACGUUUCCAAACUUCAUUAUCAUUUAAUGCAUCAAGACUAUAUUAUACAUAAAUGUUAAUUUAAAUGAAAUAAUAUUUUAAAAUUGUUUGUAAUUUUUACCAAGGUACUUGACGUUUGUCCAAUAUUUUAGCUUGACGCCACAAUGAUUCACCAAAUGGAUGUUUUCCAUCACUGAGAAUAUAGUAAAACAAACAACCCAUUGAAAAAAUAUCAAUAGAUUUAGUCUAAAAAAAAAUAAAAUUGUUAAAAAAAUUAUUGAUCAAAUAAAAAAAAUAUUCUUACAACAGAUGCGUUAUUAGCAAACAUUUCAGGUGCUAUCCAGCCAUCAGUUCCAGUAACACCGGAACGUUUUGAAAACGACAUUUUACCACCCUGUAAUUUUUUACAUAACCCAAAAUCACUUAUUAGUGCUCGAACACUACUAAAACUACCAUUUCCACGUGAUGGUAUUGACAAUAAUACAUUAUGUGGUUUUAUGUCCCUGUGAACUAUUAAAUUAUGUUAAUUAAUAAUAUAUGUAAAUAAGUCUUAUUUUACAAUAUUUUUUACCUAUUCCUAGUGAAUGAAGGUGCUGCAGACCUUUAAUUGACUGAGAUAAAAUUUCUUUUGGACUAAUUUCAUGUCUUAAUUGAUUUUUUUCUACAUAAUCCUAAACAAAAUUUAAACAUUUAAGAACAAUUCUUUGAUCAGAUGAACAAACUAAUUAUCAACUAACUUCUAGAGUUGCUGCACAUAAUUCGAGUGCAAUAUACCGAAAUUGUUUGUCUUGUUCUGUACAAUAAUAACGGACAACAUUUGGAUGAUAAUCAGACUCUCGGAGAAUAUGCACUUCUCUUUCACCAGCGAUAAAGCACUCUGGCAACAAUCGUUUAACAGCAACAGGUCUACAUUCAAACUCUCCUCU
This is a messenger RNA of Cinara cedri, 7689 nucleotides long. NCBI's taxonomy places the organism in Eukaryota, Metazoa, Arthropoda, Insecta, Hemiptera, Aphididae. The record is from the annotation of a GenBank genome assembly.